ACUGAAACCACUCUAUGUGCGGGUGAUCUUGUUUUAUAUUUUUCAAUUAUUGCUUGCCCCUCGUAUGUCGUCAAUCGCACAUUUUGGCAACCACUAUUCACCACCGAACCGGUUCGCGCAUGCCCAGUUGUGUUUGAAAGCCACACAUGUUUGAGGGGCGGUAACCAAACCAUAAAGCCGCAACUUUGACGUUUUGCCGAACGCGUUUUCUUUCAGUUUUGUUGAAGACGUCGUAGUGUGAGUUAUAUCGAGUGCGUGCAAAAAACCUCGCGCUAAAAAUUCAGGCGGUAACAAUACGAGCAGCAAUGGAGGAGGAAAACAACCAAUCUGGUAAACCUUUCAAAAUCACAAAUGUUACCAGAGAGAUCCGCAAAGGUAUAGUCUCAACAUCCCUAGAAGAUCUAACCUCCAAAGUUCUGGAUAAACUGGAGGUUGAGGCGCCGGUAACGGUUGUUUUGGAGGCGGACGGUACGGAAAUUGACGAUGAAGAAUAUUUCGCAACCUUGGAACCGAACACAAGUCUGAUGGUGUUAGGUAACGAGCAGACUUGGGUGCCCCCGACACCACCCUGUCGGCUGAAGAAACAGGAUGAGGUGGACGACGGUAGAGGAGGUCCAGAGUUGGUGGAUCUGGUGGGCAAGCUGAAGCACAACAUCUGUCACGUGUCUCUUUUAGGAGGUGAGGAGUUGGAGAUGCUCAGCGACAUGGACCCCGACUCUCUCGUCGACAUCACCUUUCCAGACAAGAUCUUCCUAGAGCAACUCAAAGAGGUCUCUGGGCGUUUCUUAUGUGAAAAGCGACAGGCGCAGGAUGCGAUGGACCUCCUAAGGCUCUACCAUGAGAAAGAGGCGGCUGAAGGAGAGGGGAAUUGAGGGAUAUGAGGCAAGAUUGAGAGAAUUGUAAUGGCGAAAUAUCCUGAACUGAAAUACUUAGGGAAGUUGAUGCUGCUCUCUUCGUUCGUAAUACGACUUGCGCCAAUGGAAUAUUAUCUUCUUCAGAAGAGGCUUCCCGUUGGGAUUCAUGGUUAGAGUUUGAUGCUUUGUCAAACAUCAUUGAAGUUGCAAAAUCAGUUUCUUUAAAAACAUUUUCAUCUAUAGGCCAAAUGCCACUAGCACGAAAAGCGUUCUGUGCAUUUCUCACUGUUGCAGCAAGCCCAUAAGCCUCUCCAAUUAUCCCGGAAACCUGAAACAUUGAUACAGUGCGACCCACGUUAUUCCGCAACCAUUUUUGAAUGCAUUGUCCAUAAACAUUUUGAAAGGCUCUGAAGAAUCCAACAUCCAACGGUUGAAGUCUGUGUGUGGUGUGACUGGGUAACUGCAAUAAUCUAAUUCCAUUAUCCCUGGCAAUCCGUAGAGCUUUUAGGUUUUUACUGUGGGUGCUGUGGCCGUCCAACAAUAGCAAAACAGGGGUGUCAGGGCUUGGCUUAACUGUUUCAAUGAAAUGAUUAAGCCAUGUCACAAAAAGAUCGCUAUUGAUAUAUCCAGUAUCGCUAAUAGUGACAAUGCUGCCAGGCGGAGCACCUAAUGAAAGUUCCUCUUGAAAACGUUUCCUCUUAAAAAUUAGCAUGGGUGGUACAAACUGCCCUGCUGCACUUGCAUAACAAACCAC
Molecule: messenger RNA, 1608 nt
Organism: Acanthoscelides obtectus
Lineage: Eukaryota; Metazoa; Arthropoda; Insecta; Coleoptera; Chrysomelidae
Source: the annotation of a GenBank genome assembly